Striga asiatica is the source of this 3352-nucleotide messenger RNA. The record is from the annotation of a GenBank genome assembly. Lineage: Eukaryota; Viridiplantae; Streptophyta; Magnoliopsida; Lamiales; Orobanchaceae.
CUUAUUCAAAAAACCCUAGACCCAAAAAUCGCCCGCCCAUUCCCAAAUUCGCAUCCCGGCGAUGACGGCCAUCCCGAAGACGCCGGCGACGUUUGCCGUCACCCCCCACAAGCUCUCAAUAUGUGUUUUGGUUCAAGUGUACGCGCCGCCUUCGCAAACCUUGAUCCCAUUCCCCUUCUCGUCCGUCUCACAGCACAACCGUCUCGGCAUAUUCAUCAUAUCACUCACAAAGACAUGUGAUGGGAUUUCGGAGCCGACUCUGGACGAGUUGAUUGCUCAGCUGAGGGAGAUUGGUGGUUUGCUGAAUCACUGGUUGAGUGACCAUUUGACACGGAGGUUGUCGUCUCUGGCGUCCCCCGAUGACUUGUUUAAUCUUUUUGCUGAUUUGCGAGGUAUUCUUGGGGGCUCCGACUCUAAUGUUAUGGAUGAUGAUCAAAUUAUGCUCGACCCUAACAGUAGUAUUGGGAUGUUUAUUCGGCGCUGCUUGCUUGCGUUCAAUCAGAUGUCAUUUGAGCUUGAGCUAGUCAUAUUUCAACUGCACGGUACUUUAUGGUGUGUGUGCCAUCUCUUAACAAGUAUAGGGACAUAUUGCAAGGAAUCCCUCUCAGGAUAUCCUCCACAUGGUUUAUCGCAUUUGGAUGAUUCUGUUAACGAUCCGAAUUCUUCAUGCGAAUCGGAGAAUAUGGAGAUGGACAAUUACGUAUAUGAGAAGGUUAGUGAAGAUUUUGAAGAAACUAGAAUAGGAAUUGAAAGAACUCCUUUCCGUGGCCAGGCACCCGGAGUUUUCUCUGAAUUAGUUAAAGGUACUGGGGCCUCUUCGAGUGGAUGGGCACAACAUGCUGAUACAAAUGCAGCAGUUAGUUUUUCCGCGUUGUCUUCAAGUGAUAGGUCUAGAGACAUCGACUCCAUUAGUGGCACUUUCCUGCAUACAAAUUGGCAGGUUCAAGGUUACCUAUCAGAGCAAGCAGAUGAUAUUGAGAAAAACGGAAACUCUUUCCCUUUAAAUGCUUUUGAGUCUAUACUAAAAAAGCUUCAGCAAUUGGCACCUGAAUUGCAUCGAGUUCACUACCUACGCUAUUUAAAUAACCUUUAUCAUGAUGACUAUCCGGGUGCAUUGGAGAACCUUCACCGCUACUUUGAUUAUAGUGCAGGGACUGAAGGGGUAGAAUGUGUCUCCCCUCCAUCUGGAUGCAGUAGCUUCGGAAGAUAUGAAGUUGCUUUGCUGUGUUUGGGAAUGAUGCAUUUUCACUUGGGGCACCCAAAGCAGGCUUUGGAAGUUUUAAGUGAAGCAGUUCGAGUCUCCCAGCAGUACAGCGAUGACACAUGUCUUUCAUACACGCUGGUGGCGAUAGCUAACCUCUUGUCUGAAAUAGGAAUAUCAGAAACACGUGGAAUUAUGGGAUCAUCGUACUGGCCUGUUGCUGAUAUAGGCACUUCGCUGUCUGUCCAACAACAGUUAUAUGUCCUGUUAAGGAGAUCUCUUAAGAGGGCAGAAAGCCUAAAGUUGAAGCGACUAGUGGCAUCUAUACAUCUUGAAAUUGCUAAAUACGACAUAACGGAUGGCAGUUAUGGCGGCACCACGGUGGAAUUUUGGCCUGUCGGCAUUUUCCCCCAUCCGCCAUUUGCCAUGAUAACACUGAGACAUGGAUACGAUGCAGUGAGAAUGAUAGGUAUUCAUGUGCGGAAGUAUGUAGUAGUCCUAGCCUACAUUUGUUUUAGGAGGAAAACACAUGUCCAAAGACCAUUGGUUUCAUUUGGCCCAAAGACUUCCAUGAAGCUUAGAACUUACCCCGCUAAUGUCUAUAAGGAAUUAUGGCUAAGUUCUCAUCUAAUUAACGAGUUUAGUGAGGAAACUUCAGUCAUGACUGCUGAUGGUGCUUUCUGCACGGCUUGGCUGAAAAGUUUGAGAAAACCAUCAGGCUCGUUAGUUCUUAUCCAAGCAAAUGAAACUAGGAGCCACACAGAUGCAUUUCAGUUUUCAGCACAGCCAAACUCUAUUCCUGGUUCAGUUUUACAGUUAGUAGGGUCUUCCUAUUUAAUUCGUGCUGGUUCAUGGGAGACGUAUGGCAGUGCUCCUCUAGCUCGAAUAAAUGCGCUGGUAUUUGCUACUUGCUUCUCAGAUUCUUCGAGUGUAUCCGAUGCUGCAUUAGCCUACUCCAAGCUCAUCCAACAUUUGGCUGUGUAUAAAGGCUACAAAGAUGCUUUUGCUGCUCUGAAAAUAGCAGAAGAAAAGUUUACGUGUGUUUCAGAAUCCAGAAUCCUGGUAGUGAAACUACAGUUGUUGCAUGAGUGCGCUUUACACAGGGGACAUUUAAAACUAGCUCAAAACUUCUGUGAUGAGCUUGGGGUUUUGGCUUCUCCUGUUACUGGUGUGGAUAUGGAGCUAAAAGCUGAAGCUAGCCUACGUCAUGCUCGAACUUUACUUGCUGCAAAGCAGUAUAGCCAGGCAGCAGCAGUUGCUAACUCUCUAUUCUCCAUGUGCUACAAGUUUAACAUGCAAGUAAAAAAUGCCACUGUUCUCCUAUUGCUUGCAGAGAUACACAUGAAGUCAGGCAAUGCUGUUUUGGGAAUUCCAUACGCUUUGGCUAGUCUUUCAUUUUGUCAGUCAUUUAACCUUGAUCUUCUCAAAGCCUCUGCAACCCUAAUUCUAGCUCAGUUAUGGCUCUCUCUUGGAUCCAAUCAUGCAAUAAAGGCUUUGUCCCUUCUACAUAGUUCUUUCCCGAUGCUUCUUGGUCAUGGUGGCUUGGAGCUUCGUGCUCGAGCAUUUAUAACAGAAGCAAAAUGCUAUUUAGCAGACCCAAGCUUUUCAGUUUCGGAAAACUCGGACAUGGUUUUAGAACCUCUGCAGCAAGCUUCAGAAGAACUUCAACUUUUGGAGUAUCACGAGUUGGCCUCGGAAGCUUUCUACUUGAUGGCCAUUGUAUAUGACAUGCUUGGGCAAUUGGACGACAGGGAAGCUGCAGCAUCUUCGUUUAGGAAACAUAUUACAGCACUUGAGAACCCACAAGACAUGGAUUAUUCUCUCUACUGUUUGUCGUAAAAGAAGGAUGAGGAGGCUGGUCGAGGAUUUACAUGCUAUCAAUUUGGUUGUGGCCAGUUUUAUAAAUUUUGUUUUUCUUUUUUGCUUUUUAAUUUUUGUGGAUUUAUUAUUUCUUAGUUCUUUUGUAUCUUUUUCUUGGUGUAUGAAUGGUCUGUGGAAUUAACACAUGUAUAUUUAAGCGGUGACGACAUUGACUUAGCAUGUUUAGUUGUGUUGUUGUAUGAAAUUAACAAUGAAAAAUUACAAACAGCUGAGUAUGUUUAAACAAAGCUUAAAGUAAAAUUUGAUUUUAUUUGAUAUUGUCACAAGAGU